AUUCCAAUUUUAAUGGCUGGGAUGUUGACUUAUCCUGAACGAGUUUCACAUCAUAAUAUUGAGAAAUUGCGGCAGUGUGUUCGCAAUGGCCCCCAAUACCCUGGUGCUAAGUUUUUAAGGACACCUGAUGGUCAUGAGAUAUCAUUGAUGUAUUCUGCUCGGAAGCAUCAUGCAGAUCAGUUGAAGUAUGGGUGCAUUGUGCAUCGUCAUCUUGAAGAUGGAGAUGUGGUUCUAUUUAAUAGACAACCGAGUUUGCACCGAAUGUCAAUCAUGUCCCAUCGGGCAAGGAUAAUGCCGUGGCGCACACUGAGAUUCAAUGAGUCAGUGUGCAAUCCAUACAAUGCAGACUUUGAUGGUGAUGAGAUGAACAUACAUGUACCACAAACAGAAGAGGCCCGUACUGAGGCUCUUAUGCUAAUGGGGGUGCAGAACAAUUUGUGCACUCCGAAAAAUGGAGAAAUCUUGGUUGCAUCGACACAGGAUUUUCUAACUUCUUCCUUUCUUAUAACAAGAAAAGACACAUUUUAUGACCGCUCGGCCUUUUCACUCAUGUGUUCAUAUUUAGGUGAUGCCAUGGACCCAAUUGAUUUGCCAACUCCAGCAUUAGUUAAGCCACUGGAGCUAUGGACUGGCAAACAAUUAUUCAGUGUGCUAUUGCGUACCCAUGCAAAAAUGAGAGUAUAUUUAAAUCUUACUGUAGCAGAAAAGUCUUAUGGGAAGUCUAGAGAAACUAUGUGUUCCAAGGAUGGUUUUGUGUAUAUUCGCAAUAGUGAGCUUAUCAGCGGGCAGCUUGGAAAGGCCACAUUAGGUAAUGGGAAUAAGGACGGUAUUUACUCGGUUCUUCUCAGGGAUUAUGGUCCACAUGCGGCUGCUACCUGCAUGAAUCGCUUGGCAAAGUUAAGUGCACGAUGGAUAGGAAAUCAUGGAUUUUCAAUUGGGAUCGAUGAUGUUCAACCUGGGGCUACAUUAAACAAUGAGAAGAAGAAGACUCUGGAUAAUGAGUAUGGUCAUUGUACUAAUUACAUAAGAAGUUACAAAUCUGGAAACCUGGACUUGUUACCAGGAUGCAAUAAUGCUGAUACUCUUGAAGCCAAGAUAACUGAGACACUUAAUAAAAUUCGAGAAACUACUGCCGAUGUUUGCAUGAAGAAUUUAAAUUGGAGGAAUAGCCCUCUAAUAAUGUCCCAGUGUGGUUCGAAGGGUUCUCCUAUUAAUAUAUGCCAGAUGAUUGCUUGCGUUGGUCAGCAAUCUGUAGGAGGUCAUAGAGCUCCCAAUGGGUUUGUUGAUCGAACACUGCCUCAUUUCGAAAGAGGAGCAAAAGACCCAGAUGCUAAAGGCUUUGUUCAAAAUUCCUUCUACACUGGUUUAUGUGCGACUGAAUUUUUUUUCCACACCAUGGGUGGUAGAGAAGGUCUUGUCGAUACUGCGGUCAAAACAGCCGAUACGGGCUACAUGUCUCGUAGAUUAAUGAAGGCUUUGGAGGACCUAUCUGUCUUUUAUGAUAAUACAGUGAGAAAUGCUAGUGCUUGCAUUGUGCAAUUUGCUUACGGUGGUGAUUCCAUGGAUCCUGCACAGAUGGAAGAGAAAAGUGGGCUCCCGCUGAACUUUGAAAGAUUAUUUAUGAAAGCCAAGGCUACCUGCCCCGCAACAGAGCAAAAGAGUUUAACUAUUGAUGAAAUUGAGAAAAUAGUUGAAGAGACAGUUGAGAGAAGACUCGUAAAAUCAUCCAUGACUCCUGAAGGAGGGUCUUCGGAGUCUUCUCUUUCGCUAGAUACAGCAUAUAAAGAUGAAUGCUUGGCAGCUUUUGCAGAGUCAAUAAGCAAAUUUAUUAAGCAGAAGGAGCCUAGCUCAAUUUGCAAGAAACUGAAAUUGAGUGAAGGGAGACAUUCUGAAGAAGAUAGACGUAAUCUGGAAAAUGUUGCAUCUAAUAUAUCUGGAAUAACUCAGCGACAAUUAAUGGUUUUCCUAGAAACUUGUAUAUCUCGUUACAAUUCCAAGAAAAUUGAAGCUGGAACUGCAAUAGGAGCCAUUGGAGCUCAGAGUAUCGGAGAGCCAGGAACACAGAUGACAUUGAAAACUUUUCACUUUGCUGGAGUUGCCAGCAUGAAUGUUACCCUUGGAGUUCCUAGGAUAAAAGAAAUUGUUGAUGGUUCUAAAAAAAUCAAGACACCCAUUAUUACUACCCAUCUGGAGGUUAACAACAAUGACAUAACAGCUAAAAUGGUGAAGGGGCGUAUUGAGAAAACCCUUCUGGAGCAGGUAGCCAAGAGCAUAAAGACGUCACAAUCAUCGAUGUCAGCAUCCGUUGUUGUAACACUUGACAUGGGUAGAAUAAAAGAGGCUCACCUACAAAUUGAUGCGUACUCAGUAAAGAAUUCAAUUCUAAAAUCCACUCCAAAGAUAAAACUGAAAGAGCAGCAAAUUAGAGUAUUGGAUGAACGAAAACUUGAAGUCACUCUGGCGGCUGAUAAAAGUAAACUUCAAUUUGAACUCCACGAGCUUAUGAGUAAGCUCGCCAAAGUUGUAGUCAAGGGAAUCAGGUCCAUUGAGCGAGCUAUAAUACUUAAUGAAUCAAAAGAAAAAGAUCCUAAUGCGUGCAAAAAGUUGACAUUACUAGUAGAGGGGAAUGGUCUUUUGUCUGUCAUGGGCACUGAAGGUAUUAAUUUUCAUAAGACAGUGAGUAAUAACAUCAUGGAAGUACAACAGGUACUUGGAAUUGAAGCUGCAAGGAAGAAAAUAAUUGAUGAGAUACACUACACCAUGUCAAGCCAUGGCAUGACCAUAGACAUACGACACAUGAUGCUUCUGGCUGACUUAAUGUCAUUCAAGGGUAUAGUGUUGGGUAUGACCAGAUUUGGUGUGGAGAAAAUGAGAGACAGUGUUUUGAUGCUCGCUUCAUUUGAAAAGACCGCGGAUCACCUCUUUAACGCUUCUGUGAAUGGGAGAGUCGAUAAGAUUGAAGGAGUCUCUGAAUGCAUCAUCAUGGGCAUACCCAUGCAAGUUGGUACCGGAAUGCUUAAAGUGAAGCAAAAGUGA
Molecule: messenger RNA, 3036 nt
Organism: Salvia hispanica
Lineage: Eukaryota; Viridiplantae; Streptophyta; Magnoliopsida; Lamiales; Lamiaceae
Source: RefSeq, a predicted model, not a curated record